GAAGGAUUCUCUGCUCCAGAAACACUUCAGUUCAGCUCUGCAGGAACAGUCCAGUUCAGCUCCUCCAGGAACAGUCCAGUUGAGCCCUCCAGAACCUUAAGCUUUUUUUUUCUAGUAUCUCCAACAGUUUGGACUUCCUGGGUUGGAUUCCUGAUAGCACUCCUCCCCCUCCCUUCCUGCAGCUGGAUGUGCUUUCAGCAGGGCAGAAGAGAAGCAGAACCAGCAGCAGCUGAGACUGAACUGAGCUACAAGGAUCACAGUUCUGCUCUUCCUUCCAAAAUCAAAAAUAAAAGAUGGUGGCAAAAAGCAUCAACAUGAACUCUGGGGGCGUCCGCCGCUGGAGCCCUUUCAGCAGCAUCAAGGUAUUUGUGUUCUGCCACAGUUUUCUGCAGCUGGCUCAGCUUUUAGUCUCUGGUUUCAUGAAGAGCUCCAUCUCCACCAUUGAAAGACGCUACGGCCUAUCCAGCCAGAAGUCAGGGAUCCUGGCUGCCUUCAACGAGGUGGGGAACACUGUUCUGAUCAUCUUUGUGAGCUUCCUGGGAAGUCGUGUUCAUCGUCCGCGGUUCAUCGGUGGCGGUGCUCUGCUGGCAUGUUUGGCCUCGCUGCUUAUGGCACUGCCCCACUUCCUGAGUGAUGAGUACGACUACACAAAUCGAAUCAGAUCCUCCACUGAUAACAGCUCAGGCCUCUGCGGUACAUCCUCCUCCUCCAACCAAACAUGUCUCGAGCAAGACAGCCCCGCCCAACAGAUGGUCUACCCUCUGCUGCUUCUGGGUCAACUGCUACUGGGCAUUGGAGCCGUCCCUAUCCAGCCCUUCGGCAUCUCCUACAUCGAUGACUAUGCCAGUAGGAAGAACUCUCCGCUCUACCUUGGCAUCCUCCUCGCUGUGACCUCCAUCGGCCCGGCCUUCGGCUUCAUCACCGGCUCCUUCAUCCUCAAGCUAUAUGUUGACUUUGACAAACUGUCAAAAGAUAAGAUUGAGCUGGAUCCCAAAGACCUUCGCUGGGUCGGGGCUUGGUGGCUCAACUUCCUGCUGGCCUCCGGCCUCCUCUUCCUCAGCGCACUGCCUUACCUGUUCUUCCCCAGAGAGAUGCCCAAAGAGAACGCUGCUGACGAUGUUGAGUCCAGACCAGACAGUAAGCAGCCAGAGCGAACAGACCCGAUGAGGGAACUCUCCUUUAUUCAGUUCCUAAAAUGUUUCCCCCGUAUCGCUCUGCGGACGCUGCGCAGCCCCAUUUACCUCCUGGUGGUCCUGGGCCUGGUCAACCUGGCGGCGCUGGUUUCUGGCCUCGGCACCUUCAUGGGCAAGUUCAUUGAGAAGCAGUUCUCUCAGACCACCUCAUUCUCCAACAUGAUGAUAGGAGGAAUCGGGAUGCCGCUGGCGGUUCUGGGAAUCGUUCUGGGAGGAGUUCUGAUGCGUAGAUUUACCUUGUCAGUCAACAGUGCCAGCAAGUUGUGUUCUGCUGUCAUUUUUCUCUGCGUGUUCUUCGCCCUGCCGAUGAUCUUCAUCGGCUGCCCCACGCAGACCAUUGCUGGGUCCUUUCCUGUCAGGUCCAGUAACCACGCCUGUAACUCUGCGUGUAACUGUCCUCAGGAAGCAUUUAAUCCUGUGUGCGGUUCUGAUGGAGUGGAGUUCCGGUCUCCCUGCCAUGCCGGCUGUUUGUCCCGACAAAUGGACACAAACGGAAAACCCACGAACUUCACCAACUGCACCUGCAUCAAUGAAGGUUUAGGUACAGCCCGCCAAGGAACCUGUGGCAGCGGAUGUUCUCACCUGCUGCUGCCCUUCAUGGUUCUGCUGUCUCUCACCUGCUUCAUCAUCUCCUUCGCCCAAACACCGUCAUACAUGAUGAUCCUCAGGACGGUUCCGCCUGAGGAUAAGUCCUUUGCAGUGGGAGUUCAGUACAUGCUGUUCAGAGUCCUGGCGUUCCUGCCUGGCCCUGUUCUGUACGGUAGCGUCAUUGACACCACCUGCAUCAUGUGGGGUCAGAAAUGCGGCAAAAGAACUUCCUGUCUCUACUACAAUCUGGACAAGUUCAGACAGAGGUUUCUGGGUCUGAUGGUGGUCUUUGUCUGUGGAGCACUGCUUUGCUUCCUGCUGACGAUGGUCGUCCUGAGAAGAAGAGCCCAAACUGAAGUUCUAGAAAGCAAAGGAGGCUAUAAGCUUGUGGAAGAGAAGAAAGCUUCAGAAAAAGAGCAAACGACAGUGAAGACCUGAGCAGAGAUAGCUGGAGAACAAUGAGAUGGAACAUUAGGGUGUUUUCUGACAGAAACUGGAGGCUGCUCCUUGAUUCUCCUGGUGUCCACCCCAAAAAGGAGGCCGUCUUUUCUGUUUGUGCAUUUAGGACUCUACAUCCUUUACUUAAUGUGAAUGUUUGGAAAUACAAGAUUUUGAACAAAUGUGAUCAUCCAGAACACUGCAGAGCUUUAACUCCGGACUGGCUUGCUGGCAAACCCAAAGGAACACGGAUCUUUACAUGGGAUUUAUGGGCUUCCUCUUUCUAAACUACAACAGUUUCCAAAAGAAACAAAGAGGCAUCGUAACAGGAAGGAAAAGCUCAUAAAAACAGGGCUAAAAGCCAGAACCUCCUACUGCUGAAAAACAGCCUGAGAAGGUGAUCCUGUCCUCUACCUCAGGUCCACAGUCCUUCUUGUAAUAAAUUUUACAUCCCAAACCUGCAGCUGAUUAGCUGAGAAGAGCCACCAAAUGAAAUACAAAUACUCCACUUCUUUGGAAACACUGAACGUUUAUACUGUUUUAUAUGAUGGAAAUCUGCUACUUGGAUUAAAGAGGCUGCAGUUCUGCUCAAAGCAUCUAAUAGGGCUUCGAAAAAUGAGGAAAACAGCUUGAUUAAAGGCUGAUAAAGAUGGCUGAAUCGCUAAGAAAAGGAGAAUAAUCUGUGGAUUCUCCUGCUGAAACCUUCCAUCAGAGCAAACGUCCCAACUUUUCUCUUCCUGAUGCAUAUUAACGUUUCAUGCCUUUAAACUCAAUAUUGUUUUUUAUACACGUAUGAGUUUGUUUUGUAUACAAGUUUGUUAUGUACCUUUAAAAUAUGAACAAACACAAAAAAGCAGCUUAAUUUCACCAAUAAAGAAAACAUUUUUUUAA
This is a messenger RNA of Cyprinodon tularosa, 3110 nucleotides long. RefSeq names its product solute carrier organic anion transporter family, member 2B1 (gene slco2b1). The coding region runs from base 294 to 2219 and encodes 641 amino acids. The record is from RefSeq and is a predicted model, not a curated record. Gene Ontology annotation, molecular function: bile acid transmembrane transporter activity; protein binding. NCBI's taxonomy places the organism in Eukaryota, Metazoa, Chordata, Actinopteri, Cyprinodontiformes, Cyprinodontidae. Gene Ontology annotation, biological process: sodium-independent organic anion transport; transmembrane transport; bile acid and bile salt transport. Gene Ontology annotation, cellular component: membrane. The transcript is spliced from 15 exons.